AUGAUAUCCUCACACAUCCUCGCCUUCCUGGCACUGGCAACAUCCUCCGUCCAUGCCGCCCCUCGAACUAGCCGCUUCGGCUGCAGAACAGAAGUUAGCGAUGAGUUUCUCAACUCGACACGCAUCCUGGCCGCCGAGGAAGCCAGCCGUGUCGCCCUCAAAGCCGAUCCCAGCAUAAUCGAAAUCGGCGUGUACUUCCACGUCGUCGCCCAAGACACCACCGACGACGGAGGCUACGUCCCCAGGAGCCGGCUGACGGACCAGCUCGCUGUACUCAACAAGGCCUACAAGCCCCAGGGCAUAAGAUUCAAGCACCUGGCCACCGACUACACCGUCAACGCCGACUGGGCGACCGACCAGGACUCGAUGGCGAUGAAAAAGGCCCUCCGCCGCGGCUCAUACGGCGACCUGAACGUCUACUACCAGACCUCGCUCGGCGAGGGCGGCGGCGACCUGGGCUACUGCUUCCUGCCGCUGGGCCCGCCGGCCGUCGGCACCGACAACUUCAUCCAGGACGGCUGCACGAUCCUGCACUCGACGGUCCCGGGGGGCUCGCUCGACGGGUACAACCUGGGCCACACGACCACACACGAGGUUGGCCACUGGCUCGGCCUGCUGCACGUGUUCCAGGGCGACUCUUGCGACGCCGACAACCACGGCGGCGGCGACCUCGUCGCCGACACCCCCGUCCAGAGCACCAUGACGGACGGGUGUCCCGCCGGCAAGGACUCGUGCCCUGGCCAGCCGGGCCUGGACUCGAUCCACAACUUUAUGGACUACAGCAGCGACGACUGCUACGUCGCCUUCUCGGACGGGCAGGGCGUCCGGAUGAGGAGCAUGUGGGACAAGUAUCGCGCCGAUGCUCCCAGUGCCGGUGGUGGUGGUAGCAGUAGCGAGGCGAGUGUCAGCAGUGCCAGCAGCAGCAGUGGUAACGGCAGUGGUGACGACAAGCAGGACAUCGGCAGUAUGCUGAGCGCGCUGUUCGCCACGCUGGCUUGGGGACGGGAGAAGGGGGCCGCUGGUGCUGGUUCAAGUGCUGAGUAG
Messenger RNA from Microdochium trichocladiopsis, 1044 nucleotides. RefSeq lists its product as uncharacterized. Gene Ontology annotation, molecular function: metallopeptidase activity. NCBI's taxonomy places the organism in Eukaryota, Fungi, Ascomycota, Sordariomycetes, Xylariales, Microdochiaceae. The transcript has a single exon. The record is from RefSeq and is a predicted model, not a curated record. Bases 1 to 1044 code for a protein of 347 amino acids.